AUGUCAUCGCUGUUGUGGAUAUUGGCGGCGCUUGUGGUCGUCGGGCUCGGGCGCGCUGAGGAGGGAUCGCCGGCCGCGUCGACUGAUGGAGAACGGCUGCUGCAAUCCAUUGGCUUUAAGCCGCUUCAGAGCAAUGCAUUGACUGGCUCACGACCCAACAUUGUUGUCCUUUUUGUGGAUGACUUUGGCAUCGGCGAUGUCGGAAUCUACAAUUCCAAAUACAAUGAUACCCCCAACAUGGACAGUCUGGCCCGGCGUGGUAUGCGCUUCACCGACUUUCACGCCAUGCCACUCUGUGGCCCCUCCCGUGCCACUCUACUGACGGGACGUCUUGGCCUUCGCAAUGGCAUUACUGGAAACUUCAGCCCGCUCAGCCUGUAUGGUCUUCCCCUCAACGAGACUACCAUUGCUGAGGUCUUGCAGGGUGAUUACCUCACGGCCAUGGCAGGCAAAUAUCACCUGGGAAUUCAACCCGAUUAUAAUCCGGUACGACGAGGCUUUGACCGCUUCCUCGGACUGGCCACCAGCCACGACUACGGAUGCACGAAUACUGCUUUUCAGGCACAGCCCCAGGUUGAAUGCCCCAAUUAUAAGUUUGAUACGUGCAGUGCCUACGGCAACAGCCACGCUGACCCCUCAUCCUGCCACAUUGGGCCCAACAAUCCCUGGAAGGAGAGCGUGCCCCUUUUUGGCAACUACAGCAUCGUGGAACAGCCCGUCAAUUUAUGGAAUCUGACCGAGCGCUAUGUCGACUUUGGUAUCCAGGCCAUGCACGACGCCCACACCGCGCACAAGCCCUUCUUUCUUUACGCCGCUUUUAACCACAUGCACGUGCCCAUCACCAGCCACCCGGAUUUUGACAACAGCAGCACCUCCAACGGACAAUACGAGCAUGGCCGCGUGUACGGCAAUGCCCUCCGCGAGUUGGAUCACCACAUUGGUCGCCUGAUCACCGCCAUCGAUGACAUGGGCAUCCGCAACAACACCAUCAUCUUUCUAACAGGUGACAACGGUGGUUCCUCGUUUGAGUGCCAGUAUGGUGGCUCCAACUGGAUCUACAAUGGCACUUGGCUGCGCAUGCACGGCGGUGGCGGAGGAACUGGCAAGACAACGACAUGGGAAGGUGGGCAUCGCGAAGCGGGCAUCGUCUCAUGGCCCGGCAAGAUUGCCGAAGGCUCGAUCAGCGAAGCUCUCACCGGCACCAUCGACUACUUCCCCACCAUUGCCAACCUGGCUGGCAAGAGUCUGCCUGCUCACCGGUAUUUUGAUGGGCUGGACAUGGCUCCAAUCCUGCUCAACGCAAGCGCUCGGGGUCACACCAGCAUGUUUCAUCCCUCAUACGGAGAGGGCAGCCCACACUUUGGUGCGAUUGAGACCAUCCGCGUUGGAGAUUACAAGGCCAAGUAUCGCAUCAGUAAUACUGCUGGCUGCAAGGACUGGCCCGACUCGCAGAUUGGCCACGGCGGCACCAAGUAUCUGCCAAAGCCACUCAUCUUCAACCUUAGAACCGAUCCCUCCGAGGCUCGACCCCUGGAUGAGAACAGUAUGGAGUACGGGACCGUGCUCAACGCGAUUGGCGAGGCCUGGGCGGCUUUCAAUCAUACAGUCGCCAUGGACAACACGACCAAAGCCAACUUUGCACAAGACUCCACUUGCACCCCCGAGCAUUGCAUCAAGCCCUGCUGCUCCACCAGCACUCCCCUCUGCACAUGCCACUAA
Messenger RNA from Monosiga brevicollis MX1, 1719 nucleotides. RefSeq lists its product as uncharacterized. Lineage: Eukaryota; Choanoflagellata; Craspedida; Salpingoecidae. The record is from RefSeq and is a predicted model, not a curated record. The coding region runs from base 1 to 1719 and encodes 572 amino acids. Gene Ontology annotation, molecular function: arylsulfatase activity. The transcript has 4 exons.